AGUUAAGCACCGGACUCAGGGUGACUACUCUUCGUGGACACGAUUCUCUUUUGGCUAAAACGACAACUCAGCGAAGUCGACACAAUGUUGGAUCGAUGCGAAAUGCCGAUCCAGCUGGACAACGAGAAGUUGCGGCGAGAUGUUCGACUGACGGGCUCUCGACUGGAUUUGCCACAACUCUGUAAUGGAUCCCGUCGGUUGGACGGCCACAACAACCAUGUGGCUGCCAAUGAGACCACGGUUACGACGACAUCCCUGAAUGGAAAUGGGAACGGCAAUGGCAACAGCAACAGCAACAACAACAACAACAACAACAUCGGAUCGCCCGUCUCCUCAUCGACAACAAACAGCAGUAAUGGCGGCAACGAGCGCGGCUCCUCCACAAAGUCCAAUAGCAGCAGUGGAAGUGGCAGCUCGGGAAACUCGGCCAGCAGCACGGGAAGUGGCGAGCUCAAGUGCAAUACGCCCAUGACGCCAUCUGAGCUGGUGAAGAAGUUCCGCAACUACCUAACCGAUCUUGAGUUUGAAGAGCUCAAGGUGUACAAGGAGGUGUGGUAUUUUGGCCAGCACGCCAGCAAGAACUACAACAAACCCGCCCCCACAGCCAAUACCACAAAUCUGGGCUAUGACGAUGAUAAUGGCAACUACAAGAUCAUCGAACACGAUCACAUAGCCUUUCGUUACGAGAUUCUGGAGGUAAUUGGCAAGGGCAGUUUUGGCCAGGUCAUCAGGGCGCUGGAUCACAAGACCAACACACACGUGGCCAUCAAGAUCAUAAGGAACAAGAAGCGCUUUCUCAACCAGGCCGUCGUCGAACUGAAUAUCCUCGAUGAGCUGCGCGAAAAGGACGCGGAUGGAUCUCACAAUGUCAUACACAUGCUCGACUAUACCUAUUUCCGCAAGCAUUUGUGCAUUACUUUUGAGCUUAUGAGCUUGAACCUGUACGAAUUGAUAAAGAAGAACAACUACAAUGGAUUCAGCAUGAGUCUCAUACGACGCUUCUGCAACUCGAUUGUGAAGUGCCUGCGUUUGCUCUAUAAGGAAAACAUUAUUCACUGUGAUCUCAAGCCGGAAAAUAUCUUGCUCAAACAGCGUGGUAGCAGCUCCAUUAAAGUCAUCGACUUUGGCAGCUCAUGCUACGUGGAUCGCAAAAUCUAUACGUACAUCCAAUCGAGGUUCUAUCGCUCCCCGGAGGUGAUUCUCGGCCUGCAAUACGGCACAGCCAUCGAUAUGUGGAGCUUGGGCUGCAUUCUGGCCGAGCUGUACACAGGAUUCCCGCUCUUCCCCGGCGAAAACGAAGUUGAGCAGUUAGCCUGCAUCAUGGAGGUGCUCGGUCUGCCGCCCAAGGUGCUCAUAUCGGUUGCCAGGCGACGUCGGCUGUUCUUUGAUUCCCGUGAUGCCCCGCGCUGCAUAACUAACACCAAGGGACGCAAACGGUCGCCAGGCAGCAAGUCGCUGGCACAUAUCUUGCACUGCCAGGACCGCUAUUUCAUCGACUUCCUGCAGCGUUGCUUGGAGUGGGAUCCUGCGGAGCGGAUGACGCCGGACGAGGCGGCCCACCACGAGUUUCUGCAGCCCUCUUCCUCCAGUCGCCAUCGCAGCUGCCGCAUGUCGAGCAGUUCGUCCAGUUCCGGACUCAACAGUGUUUCCCAGAAGUCUUCCUGCUACAGCUUUUCGGAGAUCUCGCCGGGCACCAACGGUCCCGUGGUGGCCUCGAUCACCAGCACCACGGCGGUGCAUAAUGCCGCGAUUGCCACCACAACCAAGUCGAGACAGCAGCCGCCAUCUCAGAGCCACGGCCAUGCCCAAUCGAAUGGACACCUGCCCGACAUCAAGUUGAGUGCCAGCGACAAGUACAACAGCAUGCAGAAGGUGGCGGUGCGCUCGAAGAUCACGUCCAGCGUCUCGGAUCUGGAGUCCGUGCAGCAGUACUCCCUGCACCGCAUCUACGGAGGAGUGGGUAGUGGCAGCACACACCACGUCUCGUCAGCGGCCACCAGGAAGCAUCUGCCCGGUACUGGCAGUGGAAUUGUGGGUGCCAUGUCUUCCAAAUACGGCAGCUCAACGUUGGCGCACAACCAUCACAAUGUGACGCACCACAAUGCAUCGACGGCCACCAUUGCCACGACCACGCACCACCAUCACCACCAUGGUGGGCAGCAGCAACAGCAGUCGUCGUCAGGAGCAUCCACCAUGGCCAUGUCGCACUCACAGUCCACUGGAGAUGUCUCCGACAGGGCCAUCUUUGGGAGAGCUUGACUUCGGGCAAGGCCCACCAAGCUGGAGCUGAAGAAGUGCAAGCUGGUGAACAUGAUGGACUUCUGGAGCUAGAAGUGGCGUCCACAGCACUGCGCUGAUGUU
Molecule: messenger RNA, 2361 nt
Organism: Drosophila mauritiana
Lineage: Eukaryota; Metazoa; Arthropoda; Insecta; Diptera; Drosophilidae
Gene: Dyrk2
Product: dual specificity tyrosine-phosphorylation-regulated kinase 2
Exons: 7
Coding region: 85-2259 (724 amino acids)
Biological process (GO): peptidyl-threonine phosphorylation; peptidyl-serine phosphorylation
Cellular component (GO): nucleus
Molecular function (GO): protein serine/threonine/tyrosine kinase activity; protein serine/threonine kinase activity; ATP binding
Source: RefSeq, a predicted model, not a curated record